UGUCAUUCAAUUAAACAUAAAUAGUCUCUCUUCUUGGUCAGCUUUCAGAAUUAACAACAUUACUGUUAUAUCCUGCAAAUAACAAACACAAGAGCUACUGUAAACGAUCUCCCAUAAUUACAGGAAAAGUUUUUUUUUAACUACAAAACAAAAAUUACAAGACCAAGUCAGCUUGGAGUCGACCAACCAUUCAGGACUUGUGUCCGAAUUACCGAUCCGCCACUGGAUGCAAUGUUUCAAGCAGAGCAAGAAGAACUUAUUGGUGCUCCUUUGGCUGUCAAAUGAAAUGUCCUUUGUGAGGUAACUGUUUUGGACAAUGAGGAUGAGGCAUAGGAGGAGGGGGUCGAGAGAAAAUGAGCGGCGAGGGAUAACGAGAAAAGCCUGAAUGGAAGUUUACAGCGAUGCUGCUCUUGGCCAAUCACAGCGUGUGGCUAUCAUCUGGGCUUUGUGAUUGGAUGCUGGUCAGAGGCAAUGAGAGAAGUGGAGAGAGGAAGGAGGAGGAAGAGGAACCUCUUCAUCAUUCCCUUCUAUGCUUUCUGCGAUGGAAUGCCUUGCACACGGCACCAUCAUGACAACUGCUUUUUCGCAGCAGGAGGAGGGAGACUGAGCGGCCGACGUCGUGGAUUCUUCUUCCUGUCAUUCCUCUCCUUAUUCGCUUCUUCCUCCUCCUCCCCCUUUUCCUCCUCGCCAUCCUGACACCUCGUAAGACCUGGCCUGCCGCCAGGAUGGGCUGUCACCUCACUCGGACAAAGGCUCGACAAUCAACCAGCCACAGGUACUAUGAUGACCAGCAGCACUUCUUGGACCAGUAUGGACAGCAAAGUGGCAUGCAGGUGGAGGGCAAAAAGAAGCGAGGUAACCGGAGGAGACCGGUGGAGCACAGAACCCCCUCAGAGAGACACUGGGAAGCACUGAGAGACAUGGGACUUGUGGAAGUCGAGGAGGGGAAAGGCACAUAUACUGGUUACCUGUCCAGAGGGUCCACCUCCCAGCAUCACACUACCAACUACCUGCCAAAUGUUUCCUACAGCUUGGACCAUCUGGACCGCCUGGACUACCAGGUUCCAGCAAUGUCAUCAUAUCACCCCAAUUCAGAGAGUUGUCUUCUUGGCUGUUACAACUCUGGAGAAAUGAAUAAGAACUUCUCAAGACAGUCCAACUACUGCGCACCCUGGCGUCCUCUGGGCUACAUUCCCCUCAAUGAGCUGGACAGCAAACUGUGUUGCGGCCCAGACAGUCCACAUCACCAGGUGGUGCUCUCCGAAGCAGAGACUGACGCCAUGUCGUCACUCCCGGGCCACACCCCCUCCUCACACGGCUCCUCCUCUUCCUCAGAGUCUCUGGUUUCUUCAGAGCCCAGUGACUCAGGCUUCCACAGUGUUAGCACCGGCGAGCAUAGAUGUCUCCACAAGAUCCACAGACACUCCCAUCACCUACACUUGGGCCACUCUCCUCACGAACAGAGAGGCUGCUGGGAUCUGGAGUCCAUCCCCGAGACAAUGCCGUUGAGUCACACGAGGGUGCAGCCGUCGUCCUCCUGCACAGUGGCCAACAGGACAACCACCAUGGUGCACUUCCACCAAGCUGAGAGGAGUCCAACUUUGCCACGCAACCGCUCCCCACCUUCACCUUCAUCUGGUUGCCAUACAGAGCCAUGCCAGCGGAGGGCGCUGUGGCUGGAGAAGCGCCAAGCAGGUGGGGGCUGGACAAUUGAGGUGCCAGGACGCAGUCAGACUCUAAUGGAUUUGAGUGAGGCCCAACGACACCGCAGGGCAAGUCACCCAAUGAAUAUUGAAUCAAAGCAGGUACUGAAGCAGGCUCAGCGGAACCAACCACAUUCAACCAACAACAGCCUGGUACUGAGCAGCCAAGCCAGUUAUCAUGCUCCCCUCAUCACAAAUAGAACCAGCCAGACCAGUCACCCUAACACAACAAGAACUGGGCAGAGUGCAACAAGCAGCAGGAGGGAAGAUGACUCAAGGUGUCGUGAUUUGUUUUCUUGUAGUUCACCAGACUGGCGAGUGUUUCAGACUCUGGGAAAUCAAGCCAAAAUCCCCCAAACUUCUACUGGUCCAUAUUACAACACCUUUGGAGCACACCAGAAACCCCGAUCUCCACCUUCCCCACACUGUCGGCAGUCCAAUCAGAAAUCUGUCAGGAAUCAGCUGCUCCGGGCCAGAGCUUACAGGCUGGCGAAGGAACGCAGUGAGGUCACCACGGACGAGGAGGUGCGUGGGGAAUUGGAGCAACCGGGGGACCACCUUGGGAUUGGCGAGUCCUGGGCUGGCCGGUACUGCAACCGGGCUGAGAGGAGACGUCACCUUGUGCUGUCACGGCAACUCAGAGAGCGACGCAAUGGUGAAGAGGCUUUGGCUGGUGGAGGUCAGAGCUCGCUGUCAUCCCAGAUGGUUCUGGAGUUGAGCCACAGGAAACAGAACCGACUGAGGAACAGCAAGCUGCUUGAUGAUUGGACAACGGUAGAGGAACUACUCACCCACGGGACCCGAGUGGAAGUGGACACUCAGCUGUGUCCUAGCCCACUGCUAUCUGUUACUACUGUCUGAGGAAUUGGAGCCUUACAUCUGAUGAGGCUAGAUCGACACUUUGUUCCACUUUUUUCUCAUCAUCAAUAAAAGUCAGGUGUCAACGUUGACACAAA
Hippocampus zosterae (dwarf seahorse) is the source of this 2659-nucleotide messenger RNA. RefSeq lists its product as uncharacterized. The coding region runs from base 726 to 2564 and encodes 612 amino acids. The transcript has 6 exons. The record is from RefSeq and is a predicted model, not a curated record. NCBI's taxonomy places the organism in Eukaryota, Metazoa, Chordata, Actinopteri, Syngnathiformes, Syngnathidae.